CAAACCACCAACAAACAGCUUUCAAUUUGGGUGCGGAGAAGCCGAGGUCCCUCCCAAGCCCCCAGCGGCUUCCUUCGUCUAUUGCUCGUUCUCCUUCAUUUCUUUCUCGUUUAUAUAUAUAUACACACAGAAUUAUAUAUAUAUAUAUAUAUAUAUACCAGACACAGUAGGUGUGGCGUAAUUGAAUUGGUUUUGAAAAUGAUCCACCAUUCUAUUUCAAAACCUUCACUCUCUGCUUCAAUCUCUCUCCCAAAAGCUACUAAAUCAUUUCUGUUUCCCAAUUUCUCUUCUCACUUUAAAAUCCGAUGCGAGUCCAUUGAUUCGGCAUCAUCGGUAUCGUCUUCGAUCAAUGUGAAACCAUCGAUAUCUUUGGACGAUUCGGCACCGCUCGCAGCUGGUAAGAAGUUGAUGGAAUCUGAGGGAGCAAUGAAGAGUCGGCCUCCCUACCCGGGAGGGAUGCCGAAGAUGGGACCCUUCACGGGCAGAGAUCCCGACUUAAAGAAGCCUCAUUGGUUGAGGCAGAGAGCUCCUCAAGGUGAGAAGUUCCAGGAGGUUAAGGAUUCCCUCUCUUCCUUGAAGCUCAACACCGUCUGCGAGGAAGCCCAGUGUCCUAACAUAGGAGAGAAUGCACAGCGGUUGAAGAGAAUUGUUUGUCUUGCAGAGGAGUUAAUUGUCAGUGAGCCUGAGGGAAAUCUUUCUUGAACUGCGGUACAUGAAACUCUAGAUUAAGAGAAUCAGAAUCUAGAUCCCGAUCAAUGAGAAGGUUGUGAGUAGUUUACCUUUCAUACCCACAAAAUCAUGGACAAAAUCAUGGACGGAAUGGGCAAGAUCAUGGGCGGAUUCCUUAAAUCAUUGAUGAACUAACUUCAAAUUCCCAAGAAAGCAAGAAAUCUCCUCAUACUCUUCAAGAGAUCUUCCCUUAUUUUAAUUACAUAUUAUAUUUAAACCAAAAAAUCUUAUCGCGGGCGGCCACAUCUCAUUAAAUCGUCAAAGAAUCUUUUUUAAUUCAAGAUGGACGACCAUAUCUUAAUUAAAAAGUUUUAUUUUCUUAAAUAUGUAAUUUAUUAUUUUUCUAGAUAAGUAUUUACAAUCAUUUAGGAGAUUUAG
Molecule: messenger RNA, 1107 nt
Organism: Carica papaya (papaya)
Lineage: Eukaryota; Viridiplantae; Streptophyta; Magnoliopsida; Brassicales; Caricaceae
Source: RefSeq, a predicted model, not a curated record